UCGGGAAGCAAGAAGAGACUUGUGUUUUUUUGAAUGUAUACCACGGGGAUGAUUUGUUAUCCAUCAUCAAAGAAGGCGUUUUCCGGGUUGUUUGAUACAAGGGACAUCUGGAUAGGAUCUCGAGGGAUUUGGUUCCAUUUCAAGGAAGAGCCGUUUGUCUAGAGGAGGACGGCAGUGGUAGUGUUUAGCAAAGGUACCGCGGGUUACCAAUAAUCUCCACUUUCUUGCUUCGCAUGAAAGAUGCGAAUAAUGAAGGCGAUUUUUUUUUCAAGAACAUUACACGCAUUGGGGACAGCUGUUGGCGGAGUCGAGGUCGCCGGAGCUCUUGGUUGUGAAUACUCUCGUUUGGCGAAUCUUGAUGCUGCCACCUAUGCGUUUACAUGUACGAGUCCACUGACUCCAGUACGAGCUGGAACAGCCUUGCUCCUUUUUUUCUUUUCUUUUUUUUUUUUUUGUUGCACUCCCUCAAUCUCGAUAUCUUUGAGCCCGGCACUCUACUCUAAGAAGCUGGCGAAUCAUAUUCAUCAGGCUCUAACCGUUCAUGUGGCUACCUCUUAUACCAGAGCGGUGUUACUUCGACCGGUCCCAUCACGCUCUACUGUCCCGUAUUUCCAUUCGGCCCGGGGUGGCUUUCCAUUGCCCGACUCCCGAGACAUAUUCCAGCAAAGUUGCUCGCGUCAUCACAGUCCCCGGUCCCUUUUUACAUGCUGAGAAAGCCGUCUCUCACACACGCCAGCGGCCCGAACACGUCAGCCGAGACGCCAUCCUUCGGCUCCGGGGAUCGUCUCGGACGCAGUCCCGCGUGCGUCGCCAGCAAGUGGGUCCUCCACCGCGUUCAGGAGCC
Colletotrichum godetiae is the source of this 844-nucleotide messenger RNA. RefSeq lists its product as uncharacterized. The coding region runs from base 241 to 711 and encodes 156 amino acids. The record is from RefSeq and is a predicted model, not a curated record. Lineage: Eukaryota; Fungi; Ascomycota; Sordariomycetes; Glomerellales; Glomerellaceae. The transcript has a single exon.